AUGAAAAUCAGGGCGCAGGAUCGCAUCACUUUCCCGGAGGGCGUUGAGGUGUCCGUAAAGGACCGCGUCGUCACCGUCAAGGGUAAGCGCGGCACACUCACAAAGGACCUCCGUCACCUGCAGCUGGACUUCCGUGUGAACAAGAAGUUCCGCACCUUCACCGCCGUCCGUUGGUUUGGCACAAAGAUCAAUAACUCCACCAUCAACACGGCACUGUCGCACGUGCGCAACAUGUUCACGGGUGUGACAAAGGGCUUCCGCUUCAAGAUUCGAUUUGCCUACGCGCACUUUCCCAUCUCCGUCUCUGUGGAGAAUCAGCUUGUGGAGAUCCGCAACUUCCUUGGGGAGAAACGUGUUCGCCGGCAGCUCAUAUCCGAUAGCGUCAAGGUCUACCGCACAGACCCCUCCAUUGUGAAGGACGAACUUGUGCUGGAGGGCAAUGACCUGGAGGAAGUCUCGCGCGAGGCCGCCGUGAUGCAUCAGCUUUGCCUG
Messenger RNA from Trypanosoma rangeli, 492 nucleotides. RefSeq names its product large subunit ribosomal protein L9e. The record is from RefSeq and is a predicted model, not a curated record. The annotation marks the transcript as partial. Gene Ontology annotation, cellular component: cytosolic large ribosomal subunit; ribosome. The transcript has a single exon. Gene Ontology annotation, biological process: cytoplasmic translation. Gene Ontology annotation, molecular function: structural constituent of ribosome; rRNA binding. NCBI's taxonomy places the organism in Eukaryota, Euglenozoa, Kinetoplastea, Trypanosomatida, Trypanosomatidae.